CGCUUUCCAAAAUAAUCUCAAUAUUUUAUUCAAUAAAAGUCUCUCCCAUUUCCCUUACACCGCACUAUUCGGAUUCCCCAAAUCCGAAUCCCAAUUUCCUCACAAAUUCUUCCCCAAAUCCCCCCACGAACCCUAAUAAUUUCCAAUCAUCAAAUUCAUUAUUCAUGGCGGAAGAAUUCGUGAAAUCAGUAGAAGAUGGAAUCAAACUCUCUAAACGAAUCUAUUUCGGCAAAGACAGAAACGUUACACCGCCGAGAGCGAUAUCAAUUGUAUCGGAAAAACAACAACAAUAUUUGCCGGCAUCUCCGAUGAUGUAUGGUGUAAUUUCUGAUCCAUCCAUUGUUGAUAAUCCUGAUAUACCUAGUUAUCAACCGCAUGUACAUGGUAGAUGUGAUCCGCCGGCUUUGAUUCCGUUGCAGAUGAAUAGUAUUGAAAUGGAGGCGAAUGUGUGGUUGGAUACUGUUUUUGUGAGUAUGGUUGGAUCUUGGCGUGUUCAUUGUGUUAUGGGGAGUCGGAGUUGUGAUUGUCGGAUUGCUAUUCCCAUGGGAAAUCAGGGUUCAAUUCUAGGUGUUGAGAUUGAAGUCAACAGAAGGUCUUUUCAUUCCCAACUAACUUCUGUGGAAGACACUACAGAUUGUGUAAAGUUAGCGAAAGUUGAAGAUGGUGGCUUUUUGAAACCCCAUAUAUUUACCUUGACGAUACCACAGAUCGAUGGAGGGGCAAAUAUAUCUGUCAAAGCAAAUUGGUCUCAGAAGCUGGCGUUCGAUGCUGGUCAGUUCACUGUGAAUAUACCAUUUAGUUUUCCAGAAUAUGUAACUCCUGCAGGGAAAAAAAUCGCCAAGAGAGAAAAAGUAAAAUUGAAUGUGAAUCCUGGUAUUGGAUCAGAAGUUUUAUGCAAGACAUCUAGCCAUCCUCUGAAGGAAAUAAGACGCCAAGCAGGAAAAUUGGCUUUCUCAUAUGAAGCAGAUGUUCUUACAUGGUCAAAUAUGGAAUUUAAAUUCUCUUAUGCGGUUUCUUCAAAAGACAUAUCUGCUGGGUUGCUGUUGCAAUCUCCACCUGUUGAUGAUUUAGAUCAGAGAGAGAUGUUCUGCAUCCAUCUUCACCCCGGCAAUCAUCAGACUAGAAAGGUUUUCAGAAGGAAAGUGGUAUUUGUUAUUGAUACAAGUGCAAGUAUGAAAGGAAAGCCCCUUGAGGCUGUGAAGAGUGCACUCUCUGCAGCCCUCUCUAAGCUCAACCCCGAGGAUUCUUUCAGCAUAAUAGCUUUCAAUGGAGAGACAUAUUUAUUCUCUUCGUCCCUGGUGCCAGCAACAAAGGAAACAAUUGAAAAUGCUACUCAGUGGAUAAGCAUUAACUUUAUAGCAGAAGGUGGUACAAACAUAUUGCUACCCUUAAAUCAGGCAAUAGACAUGCUAUCUGGUGCUGAAUCUUCUGAUUCAGUCCCUCUCAUUUUUCUUCUAACUGAUGGGACUGUGGAAGACGAAAAGCAUAUCUGUGAUGUUAUGAAAAGUCAUAUGAAAAAUAAAGGGUCUAUGUCUCCGCGUAUCUCUACAUUUGGGAUAGGCACAUACUGUAAUCAUUAUUUCUUGCAAAUUUUGGCACAAAUCAGCAGAGGCUAUUAUUAUGCGGCUUAUGAAGUAGAUUCACUCUAUGUCCGGAUGCAAAAAUUACUUACUGAAGCCUCUUCCAUUAUUUACGCGAAUAUCACCAUUGACAGUAUUGAUAAUCUUCAGGAACUUGAGGUUUAUCCGUCCCUAUUUCCAGACCUGCUAUCUGGAAUGCCAUUAACUGUUUCAGGCAGAUACAAAGGGAGGUUUCCUGAUUCUGUUAAAAUUAAAGGCGUUUUAGCAGAUAUGAGCAAUUACGAAGUAGAUUUGAAGCUGCAGCAGGCGAAGGAUAUACCUCUCGACAGAGUAUUCGCUAAAAGGCACAUUGAUGUACUCACUGCUCAAGCUUGGUACACUCAAAGCAAGAAGCUGGAAGAGAAGGUUGCCAGAAUGAGCAUACAAACUGGGAUUCCAUCUGAAUAUACGCGUAUGGUUGUUCUUCAGAACGAUGGAGGGAAGAAAGCCUCAGAUUCAAUUGAUAUACAAGAGGUAAACAAAUUGGACUUGCAGAAGAUGGUCGACUCCGAAGGUCGAAAAAUAAUGCUGCUGCAAUGCUUGGGAAUUGGUUUUGGCAACCUGACAGCCACAACGGAAAGUAUACCUCCUGGAUGGGGAGAACCCGAGUUACCAGAACCUGUCGCAGAUGCAUUUGUGAAAGCAGCUUCAAACUGUUGUAGCAGUCUUGCAGAUUUGUGUUGUUGCAUGAACUGCAUCAGGUGUUGUUCCAGUAUGAAUAACCAAUGUGGCAUUCUUAUCGUACAACUUUGUGGUGGUUUGGCGUGCUUAGGCUGUUUCAGCUGUUGUGGAGAUGAUUGAUGAUGAUGAAAGACCACAAUCAGCGUCACUAUUUGUGGUUGUAUGAUUAUCCAUGUUUCUGAUUGUUGUGUGUAUAUCGAUUUUCAUAUAAUUUAUCAGGGCAGGAUGUAACUAAAGUUUCUGCUUGCCACUUGCUGUUAAUACCUCGGAUAUACGGAAUAGAAAAGGAUACGGUAUGCCUAAAUUGACAACAAAUUACAAUAGAAACUGUAAAGUUCAGACU
This is a messenger RNA of Papaver somniferum (opium poppy), 2643 nucleotides long. RefSeq names its product inter alpha-trypsin inhibitor, heavy chain 4-like. NCBI's taxonomy places the organism in Eukaryota, Viridiplantae, Streptophyta, Magnoliopsida, Ranunculales, Papaveraceae. The record is from RefSeq and is a predicted model, not a curated record. Bases 165 to 2420 code for a protein of 751 amino acids. The transcript is spliced from 13 exons.